Verticillium nonalfalfae is the source of this 1218-nucleotide messenger RNA. RefSeq lists its product as uncharacterized. NCBI's taxonomy places the organism in Eukaryota, Fungi, Ascomycota, Sordariomycetes, Glomerellales, Plectosphaerellaceae. Bases 1 to 1218 code for a protein of 405 amino acids. The record is from RefSeq and is a predicted model, not a curated record. The transcript is spliced from 4 exons.
AUGAAGUUUUCACUCCUUGUCACAGGGGCUAUUCUGCUUUUUAGGGGCUAUUGUACCAAAACCCCAGGGGUUCAACGGCGACAUCAUCGAAGCACUUGUCAAGUGGAAUCUCUCUCAUUCUUGUCCUACAAGAACAAACUUCUCGCCGGUGGCUGGCGGUUUCUCACUUACUUCGGUCGCGACAGCAUGAUUUCCAUGUUGCUGAUGGAGAAGAUUCUCAGCACAGGAGCCGGUGGAACAUUCGAAGCCGGUAUUGGUGCUGUUCUAGAGCGCAUCAAUCGGACAGAUGGAAGCGCUGCACACGAAGAAGGCAUCGGUGACUUUGCAACAUGGUUUAACCUACAGAGAAACAUCAGUUCGACAGCGCCGUCUUAUGAUUACCACAUGAUCGACACGGACUACUUCCUCCCUGUUCUUUUGAGGGACUACUUCAUCAACAACUCCGAUGGUCGGGAGCGCGUAGCCACCUUCAUGUCUACCGAAGCUACAAUCGACCCGGAUAAUGCUGGCCUCACAUACCACGAUCUAGCUUUGGUCAACGCCGAAAAGAUUAUGAAUGCAACAGCUGCCUUUGCUGGCCCUGGUGGGCAGAUACGGAAAAAUCUAAUUCAUCUCAAAGAGGGCGAAAUCACGGGCGAAUGGCGCGACAGCACUUACGGCCUUGGCGGCGGUCGCAUACCGUACAAUGUUAACACUGCCAUCGCACCGGCUGGCCUUCGGGCCAUUGCUGCUCUUUCCGAAGCUUCAUUUUUUCCAGAACACCCUGAGUGGGCUGAGAAGGCCGCAGCGGCAGCUCAGAUCUGGGAAGAUGAGACCCUGCGCUUCUUCGAGGUUAUUAUUGAGCAAGAUGAAGCCCGCGCGUUGCUCAACGACUAUGUCGACACGAAUAAGUUUUCCUUUCCUUCACAGGCCGACGGAAUAAACGCUUCAGUUACGUUCUAUGGCCUGGCUCUCGAGGGCAAUAACGACAUAGACUUGGUGCGCGUCAUGAAUUCCGACGACGGCUUCAGGCACUUUCUCCUCAACACCACAAAUCAGACACAACUCAGCGCCUACUUGUCUCAAACAGCUGACCACAUUCUUCAACCGUUCCCUGCAGGACUGACCACCAACAUUGGGCUCCUCGUUGCGAACCCUGCGUAUGGUGGAAAGCCAGUCUACUCAGCAAACUUCACUACCUCAGCUUAUCACGGAACAGUUGUCUGUGAAACGGAAUGA